This is a messenger RNA of Pistacia vera, 1791 nucleotides long. RefSeq names its product S-adenosylmethionine decarboxylase proenzyme-like. The record is from RefSeq and is a predicted model, not a curated record. Gene Ontology annotation, molecular function: adenosylmethionine decarboxylase activity. Bases 492 to 1643 code for a protein of 383 amino acids. Lineage: Eukaryota; Viridiplantae; Streptophyta; Magnoliopsida; Sapindales; Anacardiaceae. Gene Ontology annotation, biological process: spermidine biosynthetic process; spermine biosynthetic process. The transcript has 3 exons. Gene Ontology annotation, cellular component: cytosol.
CCCAUAUUCUCGCACCGCUCAGUACCCGUCUCCUCGUUUCUCUCCCUCGCCCUCUCGCCUUUUCCUCCAUUGUUUCCAGAUUCUUCGUCUUCAAGAGAGAAAAAGAUUCUGUUUUUUAAUAGUAUUUAUAGAAGAAUUGGUUUAAGCAGAAGCGUGAAUGUUGUAAUGGAGACCAAAGGUGGGAAGAAGAAGUCCAGUAGUAGUAGUAACAGUUCUCUCCAAUACGAAGCUCCCCUGGGUUACAGCAUUGAAGACGUUCGUCCUAACGGUGGCAUCGAAAAGUUCCGCUCCGCUGCUUACUCCAACUGCUUGAGGAAGCCAUCCUGAUAUUCUCCUAUCUAAACCAUGGCUUUUUCCGUAGAGUAGGUUUUUCUCAUUCUCUGUGUUCUCAACUUCCUUCUUCUUCAGUUGUUCUUCUCAGUUUCGAAUUUUGAUUAAAAAAAAAAAUCAUUUAAAAGAAUAAAUUGUUCCAAGAAAAGAAAUUCUCAGCCAUGGCGAUUGAUUCCUCUCCCCUCUCUCCUCCUUCACCAAUCGGAUUCGAAGGUUUUGAAAAACGUUUAGAGAUAACAUUCUCUCCUGCUUCCAUUUUCACCGACCCUUCUGGGCUUGGUCUCAGAGCUCUGACUCGUUCCCAACUCGACUCAAUUCUCGACCUCGCUCAAUGCACCAUUGUUUCUCAUCUCUCCAACUCUGAGUUCGACUCUUACGUUCUGUCCGAGUCGAGCCUCUUCGUUUACCCGCUAAAGAUUAUACUAAAAACUUGUGGCACGACCAAACUGCUUAACUCGAUCCCCCAGAUUCUCAAACUCACUGAGUCACUCUCACUUAGUGUUUUUUCCGUUAAGUACUCGCGUGGCAGCUUAAUUUUCCCUAAUUACCAACCUGCCCCUCAUCGUAGCUUCUCUGAAGAAGUCUCCACCUUGAACGAGUACUUCAGUUACUUAAACGACGUUAAGGCGUAUGUAAUAAUCGGAGAUCCCAACUCUAAUAAUCGUAACUGGCACAUUUACUCGGCUUCGAAGGAAAAGUCGUUGGAUGACGUGGUGACUAUCGAGAUGUGCAUGACUGGCUUGGACAAGAAGAAAGCGGCCGUGUUUUUCAAAAACUCGGCUGGUGCUGGAGGUGCCUGUGAAAUGACGAAACUGUCCGGGAUUAAUGAGAUUAUUCCGAGUCACGUGAUCUGCGACUUCGAGUUUGACCCCUGUGGGUACUCUAUGAACGGAAUUGACGGUGCAGCUUGUUCCACAGUGCACGUGACCCCAGAGGAUGGGUUCAGCUACGCGAGCUAUGAGGCCAUGGGGUUUGACCCAUGGUUCGUCAGAUUCGAGCCGCUGGUCAAGAAGGUCCUCUCUUGUUUCCAUCCACGUGAUUUCUCCGUAGCCGUCACGUGUAACAGUGGCACCCAGUGGUGGGCCAUGGAGUGUGCUGACGUGGAGGGGUACACACGUGAGACCGUGGUGAAGCAAGGCCUGCCAGGUGGCCGGUGCGUGGUGUACAAGAACUACUCGGCUGCUAAGUUGAACGAUGGGUGCGCAGUGCGCACUCCUGCUAAAGUGACCGAACGGUGCUGGAAGGAGGCGGCCGCUGCGGCGGAGGAAGUCUGUGGUGGCGUGGCAGUUUGUCCUUGUGUUACUCCAACUUGAAUGAAGGUGUCAGCUUCUCAGUCUGUUCUCACAGCCGGUCUUGUUGCUGUUACUGAGAAUUUUAUUUUUACAAUAAAAGAAUUAAAUAAAAUGAAACUGGGUUUGGUUCAUAUUAAUUUCAUGUAAUGUGGAGUCUGUCUUUGUUGUA